Molecule: messenger RNA, 2447 nt
Organism: Lingula anatina
Lineage: Eukaryota; Metazoa; Brachiopoda; Lingulata; Lingulida; Lingulidae
Biological process (GO): regulation of gene expression; neurogenesis
Cellular component (GO): nucleus
Source: RefSeq, a predicted model, not a curated record
CGUGGUUACCACACCGGUGAUGAUGGUAUGAUAACAGGGCUGACAGACCACCGUCCAAGCUGACAGUCAAAAUCAAUUGAAAAGCCAAAAAAUAUAUAGGCCUACAGGUAGAUUUGGCUCUGGAUGUAGAUAAAAACAUGGCCCCCAUCCCAUCACUCCAGGACCUCUUGGUUCAGACCUUGCUCUCCUGGUGUAAAGAAACCUUGGUCUUUAGGCACAGUAUCCAUGUUCAGGGCCUCCUCAGUAUUAAAAGGGACGGUGAGCUGGCAUUGGUAGAAAUAGACAACUGGAUUCAUCACAAUGAUGAAGAGGGGCGUCCUCCAGCAGAUAGCAAGGGGAGUCCAAGACAAGGCUCUUGUAAGAAGAAGAUACAUUCCAGAGGCAACUGGUCAUCAAAAAAACUAUCACAGAAGGAAAAUAGAAUGAAGGGUGACAUAUCAACAUCAGGAAGGACAAAAACGACAAAGUCCCCCGUGCAGUGUCCUCCCCAGUCUGCCACAUCACAGGACAGCACACUGGGCACAUGCUCAGACAGCGAGGCAGGGAGAGAGGUGAUGGAUGACCACAGCCCCAGUGGUGGACAGGACAGAAGUGCUGACAGUGAAAUGAGUGACAGUGCCAAACUUUACAAAGACAAAGUGCCCACAGUAUCUCACAAGGCCCAAGGGGUCAGUGAAGUGGACAUUGAGCAGAACAAAGAUGAAGAACACACCUGUAAACAUGUAGAUUUACAUCAUAAACAAGUCGGUAAAAGAUGUCAACAAGAUGCAUCUCCCCAUGAAAACGACUUGAAAGGCAGCAGCAACCAUUUUCUUCUCCAAAGACCCGAUUUAGAUGAUAUUAAUCCAGAAAUGGAGAAAAGCAAAUUGGACAAGGAUGACAUCUCGGGACUACACGCUGAACAAUUUGAAAGGAGCAACCUUCCUGGUCAGGAUUAUGCAACGUGUAAAAUGUGCCAAAAGGUUUUUAUAUCAAACACUGUUUUACAACGCCAUAUGAAAACAGUGCACCAGCGAGUGCAGGAGUUGUACAAAUGCAAAUUCUGUGAGAAACCCUUUGCACGCGCUUGUGCAGUCACCAACCACGAGAAGAUUCACACGGGUGUCACGCCCUUUAAGUGCCAACAUUGCGAACACGAGUUUGAAACUAAAAAUGCAUUAGAGAAUCACGAGUUGUUGCAUGUAAAUGCGGGUGUUAAGGCUCAAGUCAGUCGAUAUGUCUGUUCGUAUUGUAGUCGAACUUUUAAGUCGCGAUCAGUCUUCAAACGACAUUUACGCAUCCACACUGGAGACAGGCCAUACAAAUGCCGCUACUGCAGCAAGCGCUUUAACCAGAUGCCCAAUUGUACAAUUCAUGAGCGUGUGCACACAGGAGAGCGCCCGUACCAGUGCAUGUACUGCGGCAAGGCAUUCGCCACGAAUCACAAACUAAAAAAUCAUGAAAACACACACAUAGGGGAACGCUCCCAUAAGUGUCCGUUCUGCGAGAGGACGUUCACCACAGCCAGAGACAAGUGCGUGCACGAGCGCACGCACACGGGCGAGAAACCCUUCUCCUGUCAGUACUGUGGCAAGACCUUCUCUGAUCUCUCCAACAUGAAAGUACACGAGAGAAUACACACCGGAGUCAAACCUUACAGCUGUAACCUCUGUCAGCAGGGAUUUAACAGGAAAUCUCACCUGGUGAAUCACAGUAGUCAUUGCCACCAGACCUACUCUGGUUUCCCGGCAAACCUGCCAGACUUUAACAUGUACAUUCCCCAGACUUUGCUAGAGCCCAGUUCAGACUUGCCUUUGGGAUAUUAGAAAUCUACCUGGACCAAUGUGAGAGCUCCCUGCUGAUAUUGAACAGGUAAUUGAGGAAGGCAUUAAGUACACAAAGGAAGAAAAAGAUGGCCCAAAGAACUCCGCAAAAGGCUGUAUCUGAAGCACAAAUGAAUUUGAAGACCCUCAGCCUGUCAUCAUGUGCAGACUUUUAAAUGACUGAAAUAACAGUAAAAAAAUGGCAUAACCGAGGCAAAUACCAGAUCAUGUACGCCUGCAUCAAUUGAGUGGGAGCCUAAGGAAUAAAAACAUCCACCUUUGAUUCUACUUGUAGCCGCUGACCAUUUGUUUUAAGAGGUCUUCUGAGCUACCUGCUGGAAGAUAUAUACCUUGUUAGGAGUUUUGGAACAUUACCCGGUACACUUUCCACAGGAGGCCUCAUAAAACAAAUAUAGUAAUUGGAUGUCGCAGCUGACGGAAAAUACCAAUAGUUUAUUUGAUAAGAUAAAUUGACAUGGACAACAAAGUGAAAAAGAUAGGAAGUACAUGUACAACAUUUUCAUUUCUUGAUUAAUUUACAUUUCUCACAAGACAAAAGCAGUUGGAGACCUCGGGUAGAUUUGAGAAAGACAAAAGUAUGUUUUCUUUGUUGAUUGUCUGAUUGAUGAUGUGAUAAUAAAUUGC